This is a messenger RNA of Notolabrus celidotus (New Zealand spotty), 7240 nucleotides long. RefSeq lists its product as uncharacterized. Gene Ontology annotation, biological process: protein phosphorylation. Bases 4 to 5889 code for a protein of 1961 amino acids. The record is from RefSeq and is a predicted model, not a curated record. NCBI's taxonomy places the organism in Eukaryota, Metazoa, Chordata, Actinopteri, Labriformes, Labridae. The transcript is spliced from 6 exons. Gene Ontology annotation, molecular function: protein kinase activity.
CAUAUGCAGAGAUCUCACCGAGACCCGCUUUCCUGUGACUUUUCCGACAGAGAGGGGGGUACCAGGCCCUCAUUAUCAUUGCACAACUCCAAGGAGACCUCUUACCCUCGUGUCAAAGACUUUGACUCCCCUAUUCGUCGAGAAAACCCACUGCGACCCAUUUAUCGCAAUUUACCCCGCCCUCAGCAAACAAACGCUCAGAUUGAAAGACAGUCCUCAUCGAGUCCCACCUACUCAGAUGAGGAUGACUCUCCCUUCAUGUCCCCUGAGAGACAAAGCGGUGGGACUACUGUCACUCACUCCAGCCUAUCUGAAGAUGCAGACCCAGCCUGUGCAGAGCUUUUCUCCAGGGGGAUGAAAAGGACUCAGUCACGCCUUGACACCAUCCUGCCCACAAUUUGGAGGGAAGAUGCCGAACUUCAAGCAGAACGUGUGGCCGCUGCCAAGAAAUCCCCAAUGCAUCUGUUCCUGACAGAGAUAUCUACUGUGACAGAGUCUGGCGAAUCCAAGAAAGGAAAUUCAUGGGAGGGAGAGAAGGCAGAUAAAACAGAUGGGGAGAGAUGGGGGAACUUUCUGCUUCCUAACAGAGGCAUGCGCCGCUCCCAGUCGCUAAUCACGGAGUUGGGGUCAGCGACUCAUUCAUGGGGACAAGAGAAACAAAACAACAGGACGGGAGCUGAGGAGGACGAUACAGUCACUAAAGAAUCAUUCCAGGGGGAUCUUUUCCUCACAGAGAUCAACACAGGAGGGAUGGACUCGGAUCCAGAGGGAGGAUCAGAGCCUGAUCCUGUAAAGUACCUCUAUCCAGCAGGAUCCAGACUGCGGCCCUAUGUCUGUGCCCCAGGCCUUCCCUCAUACACAGAGGCUGAGGAAGCCUAUUCAAAGGGUAUAAGGAGAUCCCGCUCUCUCCUCUCUGAGAUAAAUAUUGGGAAGCAGGAGUCAGAACAGCAGCAGCCAGAGAAGGAGCCCCGGAGAACAGAAAUGACCAGGGAGGAGUUCCUGAAGGAAAUCCAAUCAGCAGAGACCUUCUUGACUGAAAUCAUAUCGAGACAAAAUGCUGCUGCAAACAAAAAGGAAGCAGACCCUUCUCAAUCUCCUACUCCUCUGUCUCCUGAAUAUGAGUCCAUAUGCAUUGACCCAAACUCUGCUCAGACCAUCAGGUUUCAGUCAGAGAGCUCCAUACGAGCAACCAGCAAAGGAAAAGAUGACCCUCAAACUGAAGCAAUCUACGCCCAAGUGACCAAGCGUGCCAAAAAGAGUGAAAUAAAGGUUUCUAUGAGACCCGGGAUCCCAGUCCUUCACAUAGGAUCUAACAAACAGCCACUCAAAGUUGACAGCAAUGCUGACCACUGCCAAUCUGAUGAGUUUGUGUUUUCAGAAAUCAUGCCCAAAAAUGGUCUUCUGCACAACCAAACACUUGGUUGUCAAAAAGAUGAGGAGGAGUGCGCAGAUGGUCCAGCUUUACCUGCCAGGGGAGAGGACACAGAUCUCUUUGAGCACUCUCCUACCACGUCCACAGAGAGUGUUAAAGAAACCAGCACUGUGCUACUUUGUGAAAACAAAUCCCAAAUUGCAAAUGACACAGAUACACAAAAGGCUGCUGUUAUAGGGAAUGGUGAGAUAAUGAAUGAAGAAAUGCAGGCAAGCAGCCCACAGAGACAUCAGACACGUGGAAUGACUGAUACCAUGUCAUCUGAUAAUGACAAAGAAAAGCACCUCAAUGAUAAUGUUUCUCCAGUGGAUUCAGAACGCAUCACAGCAUCUCAUGACUUGCAGAACACCAAAAACCUGGGUUCUCAAAGUAAUAAAAAAGGCUAUGCCGAGUCAGAAAGAGAAAAUGUACAGCCACACAACGAUGCAGGUCAAGAAAAACACUGUCACAAUGCCCAAAUGGCCUCUUCUCCUGCUGCCACUCCAACCACUCCAGACUGGGACCCAUCCACUGAUGUCUCACUCAUCACCCCCGACUCAGUCCUGUCACCUAUGACCUCCAGCUCAGCCGACUGCCUCACACCCAGUGACUCAUGGACGAGCACUGGAGGAGGAAAAAAUGGCAGUUGGCGAGCUCUGGGAAAUGAAACACCACAUCGAGACUCUGCCUACUUCUCAGAUAGCGACUGGGAAGGUGACGGGAUGAACCGAAGGAGCAGUGAUGGAACGGUUGCCUCGAGGCAGAGCAGCAGUCGAGGAGGGGAUCGGGGAACACUGACAGGGAUAGAAGAAAAAACAGAGGAGGAGGGAGAGAUGGGAGACAAGAGUCCCUUGAGAAAUAGUGCACAGACAUUGGAUAAGAGAAGAGAAACUGUAGAGAAUACAACAAUAAAAAUAUGUGAUGAAACGAUUCUUCUGAAUCAAAAUGCUCCAGAAAAUGUCAUCUCUCUUUUUGGUAAUAACAAAGACAUUGUUCACAAAGGGCUGGAGCUAACGCAGAGAGAUGACUCUGGCAUUUUUCAAAAUGAAAGCAUAAAUUCAACAAUGCUUGGGGACGAUCUGCAGGUCAAAGACUGUGUUGACUUAAUUGAUAAGUUGUUCUCAGACCUAGAUGAUGAGAAAGGGCUCCCAAACUGUGGUGGGUAUAUUGACAACCACCUCACAGAUGGCAUUAUCUCUCAAAUGGCAGACUGCAAAUAUCAGGACUCAAAUGAAAAUGAUGUAAACCUUCAUUCUAAGAGCUUUGCUGAGACAAAUAUUUUGAUCGACUCAGUUUCUGGCAGCCAGUCAAAGGAUUGUGUGUUAAAGCAAAGAAAUAAUGAUUACACAAGCGUUACAAAGACAGAUAUCGAUCUCCUCUCUGCACUGGACUCCCACAAAUGUGAAAAUGAUGCUGUGGAAUCUGUGACACCAUCCCAAGUUUAUGAUGAACUGCAUGGCAUUCAAGGAGGAGAAGAGACCCCAUCAACAGUUGAGCCAUGUAAUGGGAAGUCUGCCUCUGUUAAAGAGAGUGAUCUGAUGUGUCCUGCUUGGACUGUGGAGGUUGUGGAAGAUCUGGAGCAACAUGAAGAAAGUCCCGGUAUAGACCACAACGAGCUGGGCCUGAGAAACCUCCAUUACUUGGAUAGUAGCAAGGGCAAAAAUGUCACCACAGAGACGGAUAAACAGCUGGCUGCUGCAGAGCUUAGUAACGCCGUUAAGGCAAAGUCACCCCUCAGAGGUUCAGCAAGUGGGAUGGAGUCUGCUAACAAUGUGGAUAAGGAUUCCUGUGAGGGCUUAGAGGUGAAGGCUAAAGAGUUAUGGAGCGCCCUGGAGGAGGAUGAGGAAUCUACAGGAUCUGGUGUUGUCAAAGGAGAGUUUGACUGCCACCGUUUCCCACAGUUUAAGGACUUGCACUUGUGGCCUGAUGAAAAUGACCAGUGGGCCUCUCCAGAGAGGAGGAGCCAGGAUUCUGAACUGAGAUCUGAGUUUUUCUCUAGGUUUAGCAACAAGGCCUGGGAGGUGGGGGAGAGGCUGGUUGUAGGUCAGGAGUUUUGGGAGACUGAAGAAAAUGACGAACUUGCAGGAAGUGAACCUCACCCUGCUGUCCUAGAGGGCUGUGAAGAAACCUGGAAUGAUGAAUCCCAAGGACUAACUUGUCAUCUUGCCAUGAAGGAAAAGUGGGACUCCAAAGAAGAUGACCAACACAUGGUCCAGCAGGAAGAAAACAUUGAGAACUUUGGAGAGACUGGCAGCUUAAACCAAGACCUGAAAAGAGAUAUUGAUGUAGAGAAUAAAGAAAUCCCUGAGCAAGAGACCUUGGAGCACAGUGAGAAAGACAUGUUUUCCUGUACAGAGGCAGUCAGUGAAGGGGAAGGUUUACUACACUCCACAGAGAGAGAGGAGAAUCAAAAUUUUAACAGAUGGCCUCAGAAUCACCUUUUCAACAUGCAAGAAGAGGUGCAGACAUUAGUUGAGCAAACCGACGAAGGCACAAGUUCAAAUUUUGAGAACCACCUCAGUCACACUUUAGAGAUCAUAACAAAUGUAUCUGUUAGCAUUAGCGAAGCUCCUCGUGUCUUUUCAGAACUACAACAUGUUGAAUCAGGCUUAGAUUCAGAGGCUGCAAUAAGACCAUGGCCUGUUAAGCAGUGCAUAGAAGAUAGCGUAAGCAUUAGUAAUGUCGAGGAGGAUUACAGAGAAAUGCCUCUUCCCUCCAAUCCCAUCUCUUGUCCCAGUGACCUUGAUGAGCAGGAGGAGGUAGAUCAGUCAGAUCCACAGGUAGACAAUUUCAGCUCAGUGGAUUUUCCAAGUCCUCCACCAAGCAUAGACCUUGAUGUGCAGGAUGAUAAAUUGGAGAGUUUAGACGACUCUUUUCCCAGUCCACCUCCAUCUGUUGUAGAGUCAGAGGAGUUUAUUAGUCACAUUAAUCUGGAAGACUUUAUUGCUAGUACAGAGACAGAGCCGUAUAUUUCUCCAGCUCAAGACACACAAGUCUUGGAUCCACCUGCUACAACUCAGAGUGCAGGGAUCUCAGCCAAUCUCAACCUCCCUCAUGUGCAUGUUACACUGGAUGACAAUAGCAACCAUGCAUCAAACACAACAAGGCAGGAUGAGCAAAAAGAUCUGAUCGAGGAGACGUCGUCUGACAAUACAACUUCACCCCAAGCUCCUCUCAACAAUCUCCCAGAGUUACUGAUUUCUGAGUGGAAGGAUUUGGAUGAGGAGCCCUUGGAGGAUUUUGAAAAACUGGAACAACUUUGUUGCAUAUCUGGAGAUGAGGAGGACUCUCUGGGCGACCUUUUUCUAGGGAACCUGGAGCUCCUGGAGUCUUUAAAGAAAACACCUGAUCAGAAAGUUGCUAAUAUUGGUGAAAGUGAUACAACUGAGGAGGUAUGUGGCUCUUCUACUCCUGAGGGAAGUGUGUUGGAUUUGAUGGAGGACAGGAUUCCUGUGAACUCUGAUAAGCUGGCAGGGUCUGUGCCAGAUAUCAUCCUGGACUCACAGGACAAACUGUCACUUCAAGAAGAGAGGAAUGGCGGGCAGAGAUCCCCUGGACAAACAUCGGAUGUCAAAGACCAGGGAUCGCUCUCCAAGUUAACAACAAAAAACGGCCUCAUGAUGCAGGUGUGUGAGGAGAGGCUACAGUUUUCCCUCUGUGAAAAUGUGAAAACAAAUGUGCUUUGGGGGGCAACUGUUAAAGACACAGUGACGCUUCGGCCAUGGGGGGAACAGAUUGCAGAAAACAGCAAAGAGCUGGUCGCUGUGGAACAACAAAAAGAGGAUGAAAGUCGUGAGGAGCAGGAAAGUUCGCAAAGCAUUCAGGCGAACACUGAGACUGAUGAAACGAUAUCUGAGCCAUUCACUGUGAUUGAACAACCUGAGGUCACAACCCCUCAGCCUUCUGCAAACCAGGCUAUGAAAGCAAAACUAGCUCGCCUGUCUCUUGCUCUUCCUCCUCUUGCUCUGACUCUUCCCCUCACCCCAACUGGCAAAGGGGGAUUUGGGGAUGGAUCGAUUGGAAGUCGGAUUGGAAGACGGAGAGGUCUGUCCUCAGGAAGCGACCAAGACGAGGAGGAGGAGGAUGAACCGGAGGAUGAAAGCUCUCGGCGGGUGAUUGUUGUCACGGAAACAGACGUGGACAAACGUGUUGGACUGAGGAGUCUCCUGAAGUCACCUAAGGAGCCGAUGGACAGAGAGAGAGACAGAGGGAGAAAUGUGUCCUUUUUUGAUGAUGUCACGAUAUAUCUUUUUGAUCAGGAAACUCCAACCAAUGAGUUGAGCUCUUCAGCGCCCACUACUCCAACCCCUGUGUCCGUCAAAAACACUAAGCUGGAUUUACGUGGGCCAAACAUCAAGAGCAAGGAGUCAAAGAGAAAAGAGGAUUUCUCAAUCAAACCAAGGUCGUCUGUUGGAGCUAAUCCAGUGACAUCAUCGCGGUUCACUGUCAGCCCUGCCAAUGACCCCCACUUGGUGUGAUGUUAAAUGUCAUCACAGGAACCUUUAGAGUCAAAACCCUCUUGGACUGGCCAAUUAAUUAAUCCCAACAACCAGCCAUUCACCCAGAGGCUAUUUUUGUAUUGAAGAGGCAACUGCAAGAAUGAGACUCCCGAUCUAAAAGCUGGACACAUUCCAGGUUUUAUCAACGACAGGAUUUUGUAUGACAGCGGUUGUUGUGCUCCUGCCUGCAUCUAUUUACAGAGUUUAUUCAUAGCCUUUGGCUACAUAGUCUUUGAAAAGGCAGCAUAUGCUAGAAGAAGAGGAGCCUGGAGCUUUGUAAAAUCUGAAACAGAUUUGACAGAUAUGCAGUGGGAGUCUUGCUGUGUACCAGCUAACCUUCUCUUUUUCUGCUUCAUUUUGUUGUAUUGUUCCCCAGAUGAGCGGGGAUGCACUUUGGUUGGUCAUUCAUCAGUCUAUGUAAACUCUUGGAUUCCAGUCCUCUCUUGAUUACAGAUGUUUUUCAUUGCAGUUGGUCAGUUGUUCAUGUAGGCAGCAGUUUGGAGCAGCAAUCACUUGACUUCUGUAUUUGAGAAUACUCAUUUGCAUUUGUACAAAUAUCAUAAGACAAGUGUAUACAAUAUCAUUUUAGAGCUGUUUACUUUUAGAUGUAUUCUUAGACUGCACGAAAAAUGAAACAAGCUAUGCUUCUUUACUUUUUGAUUCUAAUGAACUAUCUCACUUUAAAACAAUUAUUCUAUAUUUGUUAUAUUGCUUUAUUUAUUUAUUUAUUUAUUUAUUUAUUUAUUUAGUUAGUUAUUUAGUUAUGUAAAGCAAAUUUCCAUGCAAUAUUUUAUUUAUUCAAUUACUAAUUUAUUUAUUAUUCAGUUUAUUUAUUUGAUUCUCUCUGGUUAACAUAAAUAAACUUAGCUAUAAUUUGUUUGGGACAGAAUGCAUCUAGGUUAUACCUUCUCUAAGAUCUUCAUAACAAAUAAAUCAAAAUAUUUUCCCAAACGUCUUAAUUGCUAAAAAAGUAUUUUGUAUAAUUUACCUGUUAAUAUAUGCCAAUCUGUAUGGAACUAUGUCCUGUAAUGUGUCUUUUUUUUCCAAUGUCUAUGAAUUUUUAGCUGUCUUGUCAUUUUUUUCUCUUGUUUAAGGACAGUUAAUGUAGCUUAGCAUGAAAAAUUGAAGCAUUUCAUCAGUAAAUAACUACAUUUGUUAGUGUAUCUGUUAAUUUAUCCCAUUUUCUACUAAUAACAGCCCAUCAUGCAGUUCAGGUCCAACUAGUCAAUUUGUUUAGUCUGUUUAAAUGUUGGUUUAAAACCUGUAUUGUUUAAAGAAUGGUUUUCAAGGGAUAAUGUAUAAAGGAGGGGAAAUAAAAACUUCAAAAUGU